Echinococcus granulosus is the source of this 1074-nucleotide messenger RNA. Its product is annotated as Heterogeneous nuclear ribonucleoprotein K. Gene Ontology annotation, molecular function: mRNA binding. Lineage: Eukaryota; Metazoa; Platyhelminthes; Cestoda; Cyclophyllidea; Taeniidae. Bases 1 to 1074 code for a protein of 357 amino acids. Gene Ontology annotation, cellular component: cytoplasm; nucleus. The transcript has 7 exons. The record is from RefSeq and is a predicted model, not a curated record. Gene Ontology annotation, biological process: regulation of mRNA splicing, via spliceosome; regulation of transcription by RNA polymerase II.
AUGAAGCGGGGAAAUGGUUUUGUUGAUGAUGGACCGCCCAGCAAAUACCGUCGCAGUGACGACCCAAGCAAACUUCUUCGCGUUCUCAUACCAAGUCGAGCGGCAGGGCCCAUAAUAGGCAAAGGCGGCGAGACUAUUAAAGAUCUCCGAGCUCAGUAUUCUGUCCGUCUUCACAUUCCUGAUAGCAGGGGCCCAGAACGGGUUUUCAAUAUGGAGGGUGAUAGGCCGAACAUCUGUGGCUGCCUUAGAGAGCUAACCGAUGUCCUAAUGGAUGUUUUGUCCGCAAAGAAUGCUGACCAGCGCCUACUGGAGGGACGAAAAGACGAUGAGGGAAACGAUCUUGAUCCGGCUAAGCUCCUGGAUCUUCGCAUUCUCAUUCACCAUAGUCAGGUUGGCUCGGUGAUUGGUAAGAGCGGGGACAAGAUAAAAGAACUACGCGAAAAGCACCGCAUGCAAAUAAUCAAGAUUUACCAGGAGUUUGCGCCUCGUUCUACGGACCGUGUGCUUCAGCUAAUCGGUGAACCGCAAAAUGUUUUCGCCUGCGUCGAAGAUAUCAUGGAGACACUAGAGUCGGCACCUCCUCGUGGUCAUCGUAGCGACUACGAUGCCAACAACUUCGAUGCGGACUCAAUGCCCGCCUACGACCGGUACAUGGGCCCUCCACCACCACCGCCUCCGCCUUACGGCUACGAUGGUCCUUAUUCGGGAGGUGGACCCCCUCCACCGCCACCUCCCCCAUACGGUGUUUAUGACGAUCGUCCCUACUAUGACCGCGGCUAUUCGAGACGUGGUCCACCACCUCCGUCUAGCGGAUAUAGACUCACGGGCUUUCUAGGAGUGCGGUUUGCGGUCACCAUCGUACCAAAGUGGGUCACCUGUGACGUAAUCAUGGUCAAGUAUCCCGCUUUUCGUCUGAGUACACUACUUGUUGUCUACGAGUAUCUUGCUCCGAGCUUGGAAUGUUUACACCUCAGCCUUCUGGGCCUUUUAAUUGGCCUCCUGUUGAUGCUCAAGUGUCCACGGGGCGAACUCUACCGUGGUUCGGGGGAUUCCUGCAGCGGUCAAUUCCAUUGA